AUGGUAAUCACGAAUCAAGUUCUCCUAGUAAUGGACUUGCAUCCGCAACCUUCACCCUUCUCCCCUGCACCCACCACCGACCACCACGCCGCCGCACCAGCAGCACCGCCGCACUCUCCCGUCGCCAAACAACCCUCGCCACCCCCUCACUUCCCUUCCUCUCUUCCUCUUCUCCCCCUCCACCCUUCUCCCUCCACUGCCCCUUCCACCCCAUCACUGAGCCACCACCGCGCCGCCCCCAGACCCGCCGGCCACCACACCCUCACAACCCUCACCCUCCUCGCUCCCUUCUUCCCUUCUCUCUUCCACAACCCCCUCUCUUCACCAACCACCGAACCGCCGCCCUGCCACCGCACCAAGGACCGUCGCUGUGCUGCCUCCCAACGCCGCCAUGUCGCCACCACCAACAUCUGUCUGAGCCCUAAUUCCGUUCCUCUGCCCACCAGGUUCCGCCGAACACCAAUUUCUUUCCCAUUUCUUAAACUGUAUCCUGGAACUUCUGCAUUUCAGGAUGUCUGA
Molecule: messenger RNA, 519 nt
Organism: Arachis ipaensis
Lineage: Eukaryota; Viridiplantae; Streptophyta; Magnoliopsida; Fabales; Fabaceae
Source: RefSeq, a predicted model, not a curated record